Messenger RNA from Onthophagus taurus, 5504 nucleotides. It is a transcript of the gene mon2, whose product is annotated as Mon2 homolog, regulator of endosome-to-Golgi trafficking. NCBI's taxonomy places the organism in Eukaryota, Metazoa, Arthropoda, Insecta, Coleoptera, Scarabaeidae. The record is from RefSeq and is a predicted model, not a curated record.
GUCAAAUCAUAACAAACCACGAAAGAAGUAAAUACAUGUUAAAUAACACUCUUUAAUAGUUCGUUUAAUGAGCAACAACUUUUACGGUAUACUAACUUUGUAAUGAGCCAAAUCGAAUCGUGAUAGAAUAGCUUGUUUUCGGUGUAGUGUUAAUAUAUAAUCAAGGUUUCUAAUGUUAUAAAUAAUAGUAGCGUUUUAAUGACUUUUUGUGGGGGCGUUUAAAAGUGACAUUUUCAUUUGGGUACCUAAACCAAAAUGUUUUUAGAGUGACAAGGCCUUUUAUUAAUUAAAACGGCCGGUAUUAGCCGUGGAAAACAGUAGUUAACCUAAAUUUUGACAUUUGACAGCUGCCACCUCAUCUGUAAACUACUGAUAUUAUUUAAUGAUUAAUUAAAAUGGCUUUAGAGAGCGGUACAAUUGGGAUGGACGCACCUCCUGCGUUCAUUGAAGCUUUACAAAAUGAUUUUAAGAUGCUCUCAGUUGAGACUAAGAAGAAAUAUCCCCAAAUUAAAGAGUCAUGUGAAGAAGCUAUUGUGAAACUUCGUAAUGCUAAUUCAACACCUCAACAACCUUUAUAUUACAUUAUUAACCAAGUUAUGUAUCCACUUGUUCAAGGCUGUGAAUCAAAAGAUGUAAAAAUAAUUAAAUGUUGUUUACAAAUUAUUCAAAGAUUAAUAAAGCAACAAGUAGUUGAUCCAAAAGGUGCCAGAUACAUAACAGAUACUUUAUGGACCUUGAUGGAGUCUGGAAUCGAAGAAGUUAAAGUUUUACAAUCAGUAACUUUAUUGCUUACAACUAAUACAGUUGUGCAUGGAGAAACAUUGGCUAAAACUUUGGUACUUUGCUUUCGACUCCAUUUCGCAAAAAAUUCAACGACAAUAAACACAGCCGGCGCGACUGUGAGACAAUUAGUUUCCUUGGUAUUCGAACGCGUCGUCGCCGAAGAUGAACAACUUAGUAAAUCGAACAAUUCGAAUCAACCCAGACAAGUAAACCUUGAAGAAUUAAAAACUCCGAGUGGGGUACCACCAAAAGGUUUACCACCAUGUGCAGCUGAUGCCUAUUUACUGUUUCAAGAUUUAGUACAAUUAGUAAACGCCGAUCAACCGUAUUGGUUAAUAGGAAUGACGGAAAUGACUCGAACGUUUGGUUUGGAAUUACUGGAAUCCGUUUUGACUCAAUUUUCAAAAGUGUUUUUUAAAAAUGCUGAAUUUGGUUUUUUAUUAAAAGAAAGAGUGUGCGCUUUAGUAAUAAAAUUAUUUUCUCCGAACAUAAAAUACAGAAGCACCGUGCCGGCCAAUGUACAAUCUGCCACACCGUUUGAUAAGCCUUAUUUUCCAAUCAGCAUGCGUCUCUUACGCGUCGUUUCUAUUUUGAUACAGAGAUACCACGUACUUUUAGUUACAGAGUGCGAAAUAUUUUUAUCAUUAAUUGUCAAAUUUUUGGAUCCUGAUAAACCAACAUGGCAACGAUCUCUAGCGUUGGAAGUCUUACACAAAAUGACCGUUCAACCCGAACUUUUAAAUUCAUUCUGCGAAUGUUAUGAUAUUAAAAAACACACAACUAGUAUUUUUCAGGAUAUUGUUAAUUCUUUGGGAGCGUAUGUCCAAUCGUUAUUUGUUGCCCCACAAAUUCAUAUGACUAGUAGUGUGCCUAUAACACAAGGUCAGCACCCAACAUUUAAUCUUCCUUCAGGACCUGGAGUUAGCCCACCACCAGGUUUUUUAUCACGAAAUGUUUGGCUACCAAUAGUCAUAACAUUUGCUACAGGACAAACGAAACCAAUAUAUUUGGAAAUGUUGGAUAAAAUUGAGCCGCCAACGAUCCCCGAUGGAUAUGGUAUAUCAGUAGCUUACGGUUGUUUGUUAGAAAUAGUUCGUUCACUUCAUAUAACGAUAGUUCCACAACCACUUCCUGAUGAAGAUAAUCCACCUCAACAAACUCCGAAUACUGCGGAUAGAGAGCUUCAUACUCAAUUGAUUAAUUCUAGUUGGUGCGGGCUUUUGGCUGCGUUAAGUCCAUUAAUUGAAGCGAGUACUGAUGAAGCGGUUACUGAAAGUAUUUUAAAAUGUGUGCAAACUUACGCCUCGCUUUGCGGGUUAUUAGAACUUCCUACAGCUAGAGAUGCAUUUAUUACCGCGAUUUGUAAGGCAUCGCUUCCGCCACAUUAUGCCUUGACCAUUUUGAACACUAUAACACCGAAUAUUAAUUUGAGGCAACGAUCCGAUAGCGAUGUGUCCGGUCAAUUUACAACGUCUUAUGGGGAAGUUGAUUAUCGGCAACAAGUUGUUGCUGUUGGAACUCCAUUACCUACUUCAGCAGUACCUGCAGGUGCUUCUCAAGGACCUGUAAUGUUAACGGCAAAAAAUUUACAAGCGAUGAGAGCUUUGUUAAGUCUAGCUCAUUGCCAUGGGAGUAUUUUAGGUUCAUCUUGGCACUUGGUGUUGACCACAUUGCAACAUUUAGUGUGGAUACUCGGUUUAAAACCGUCCACAGGUGGGAGUUUAAAAGCAGCAAAGAAUUUGAUAGAGCCAAGCGCGGUUAUAAGUUCUGUAAUGGCGGAUCUUCCGGUUUUAUCAGCCAUGUUAAGUAGAUUGUUCGAAUCGAGUCAAUACCUAGACGAUGUCGCUCUGCAUCAUUUAAUAAACGCGUUGUGUAAAUUAUCUCAAGAAGCUAUGGAAUUAGCGUCAACAAAUAGAGAACCAUCUUUAUUUGCUGUCGCUAAAUUAUUAGAGACGGGUUUAGUAAACAUGAAAAGAAUCGAGGUCCUUUGGUGUCCAUUAACUAAUCAUCUGUUGGAAGUUUGUCACCAUCCCCACAUUCGAAUGCGCGAAUGGGGAGUCGAAGCCAUCACAUACUUGGUUAAAGCGGCGUUACAUUUCAAACACUCCGUUCCGUUGCGUGAUAAUCAAAAGCUUCAAACGCUUCUCUUGGGACCGUUGGCUGAACUUUCCAACAUACGACAAGCAGAUGUUCGUCAAAGACAACUCGAAUGUGUGUUGCAAAUUUUACAUGGAGCCGGCGAAACUUUGUCGCACGGAUGGUCCUUAGUUUUAGGAAUUAUUGGUGCCGUUUCAGAUCAUCAAGGGGAGAAUUUAAUAAAAAUAGCUUUUCAAUGUUUACAAUUAGUAAUAACGGAUUUUUUACCAGUGAUGCCAUGGAGAUAUUUGCCACUUUGUGUAAAUACUGUUGCUAAGUUUGGAUCGCAAACGCAGGAAUUAAAUAUAUCGUUAACUGCAGUCGGAUUAAUGUGGAAUAUUUCCGAUUAUUUUCAUCAAAAUCAAGCAAAGUUGAGUCAAACGUUAACUGAAGAUACGACAGUUUUGCCUGAAUUUCCGGGUACGAUUAAUAUGCCUAGUUUUGAUAAGUUAUGGAUGUGUUUGUACGCGAGGCUUGGUGAAUUAUGCGUGGACCCCAGGCCUGCCGUAAGAAAAUCUGCGGGUCAAACGCUAUUUUCGACGAUAAGCGCGCAUGGAAAUUUGUUAAAACAAGGAACAUGGCAAGCGGUUGUUUGGCAAGUACUUUUCCCAUUACUUGAAAAGGUAAAAACAUUAUCAACAACGGCCAGUUCCGAAAAAGUAGACGCUGGUGGUAACAUAUUGAUUCAUCACACCAGAAAUACAGCACAAAAACAAUGGGCGGAAACACAAGUGUUAACACUAUCGGGUGUUGCGCGUGUUUUUAAUACAAAAAGGCAAUUGUUGCAAGCUUUAGGCGAUUUUCCUAGGGCUUGGUCGAUUUUAUUAGAAUUUAUAGAGAACGCUGCGUUAAGUAAGAACAACGAAGUCUCAUUUGCGGCGUUAAAAUCGUUUCAAGAAGUUUUAUACGGUAAUAAAUCGCAAACUAAAGAAAAUAAAUUGAAUGGAAACGAUGAUAUUUGGACGGUCGGAUGGAAAGUUUGGUUAAAAAUAGGAACUGAAAUAUAUAUACCGUCGGAAAAAGAAAUAAACGACGAUGUUUAUAUUCCAAAUCAAGCAUAUUUAACGGCUUUAGUUCAAAUAUUUCCUAAUAUAUUUCAGUGUAUUAAAACUAAUUUUAACAUAGAUGAUUUACGUCAACUUUGUAAGGUUUUAAAUAACAUUGUUAAUGUACCAAUGUACAGUGACAAUUCGCAGUAUUUAUUAGCCAACACAUCGGAAUUUAGUUUGUCAAUUUUACACGAUGGCGUUUUACACGCCGUCGAUCUAAUACAAAAAGAAGCUCUCGCAAGGAACAACUACAAAAUGAUAGCGGACAUUUUAAAGCAAUACCUUGCUUUUAGCAAAUUCAUAUGCAACCCGCCUUCACACAAAAUCGAAUCAAAACAUGUAAAAAUUUCCCCCGAAUGGAUCGUGAUGAAUUACAUACCAUUUGGUGAAAAAGCACUGACAAUGGCGGUGAAAUUGUAUGAAAAAACAGCCGAUAAUGUUGAUAUAAUCGACAACAAUAUUCUUCACGAAAUGAUACUCGCCUUACACGUUCCUUUAUCAAUGAAAUACAAUUGUAUAUCGAACAGUAGUUGGAAAUUGGCCACUAAUAGUUUGAUAACUGUAUUAAAAGUUGGAUUACCAGUUGCUAGAUGUAACGGUAAUAGGUUUCACUCGAUGUGGAAACAAUUAGCUGAAACACUCAACGAAUUUUUAUUUCCAAAAACUUGUCCUCCAAGCGAUCGUGGUUUAGAUGAAUUUGUAUCAGAUGAAACGUCCGAUUGUCAGCUAAUCGAAUUAUUAUGUACACAAGUUCUUCCAUAUUCAUCAAGCAUUCCGAAAGAUUUCAUAUUGAAAGUGGUUGUAUUAUUAAAUAAAGGUUCCAUACAUUCAGCGACGAAUAGUAACAUUGAUUCCGAGACUGAGUUAACUCUUCGCGAAGAAUUUGCUAAGACUUGUUUUGAAACGCUUUUACAAUUCUCGCUGAUUGAUGACGAUAGUCAAGCUUUAGUAAUGACUGCUGAUGAAAAUAGUACGGGAGUCGCCGGGAGAUUAGCCGUAACAGCAUUGCUACAUCGUUUUCAAGAGGUUUUGAAAAAAUUCGUUGACGAUGAAAAACACAGCGGAAAAUGUCCUUUACCUCGAUAUCGCUUAUCCGAGGUUUCUUUUGUAUUAAAAGCCGUCACUACGUUGAUUAUUUCAAUGAAGAAAGCUUCAAUAGGAAAAGAAGAUAUGGCAUCUUGGGAACAAUUAAUAAACAUCUAUCCGUAUUUAGUGGAAUGUACUACUACUACGUCACCUCAAGUAUCCAGGCCUUUACGCGAGGCUCUUUUACAAUUCUGUGAUUUAUUACAACCCCCCAGUAAAGUUGUGUCAAACGGGGUUAAAGACUCCGUUACGUAACGUACACGUGUCAUUGUUUUCUUUUAAUAUUCGCACGUAAAUAAACGUUAAGGUAUCAGAUUUAAACUAGAUUGCUGCCAGGUGUAGUGCGAUCUAUUAAUUAUUAUUAUUAUUACUCACGUUUAUGCAUUAUUUCAUUGUACUUUCCAUGUGAUUUGUUUUUAAUUAAUAAAUUUUACAGUUACUAUAUCUUUU